GGAAGACACAACCUUUAAUGCGUUGGUGCUUUUACGCAAUAUAUUGUGACAAAUAGCGCCAUCUGUUGGGCGAGUCUCCUACUCGCCAGAGCUUAAUUGCCGAUCUCUGCUUUUACGCGAACCACGAUCGCACAAGCCGCCUGGCGGCGUCUGUGAGGACCGUGACAGUGGAUCGCCUUCUAGAUCGACGCGAAGUGGUCUCCAACAUUCUAGAUGUCGCUUUGUGGUACACCCGGUUUUUCUCGAAACGAACUUGAUACCGAAGACAAGCUCGAAUACAGCUUCUUCCCAAACAACACUGGCUUCGCUCAGUUUAGAGUCAGAGCCCCAAAUGACGCUCACAUUGCUCUCACACCAACUGCUGCUGAAGUGGAGCCUAUGUACGAGAUCUUCAUCGGCGGUUGGGGCAACAGUAGAUCAGUCAUCCGCAAGAACCGCACCAAGCCUGACGUCGCCGAAACCCCCACCCCUGGCAUUUUGAACGAGAACGAAUUCAGGGGGUUCUGGGUCCGUUGGCAGGGACCCACGAUCACAGUAGGCCGAGAAGGCGAAAUCCCACCCUUCCUAAGCUACACCGACCAUGAAGUUCUCAACAUUCAGUACAUCGGUGUUUGUACCGGUUGGGGUGCAACUGGAUCCUGGCAGAUCGAACCUCCACAAGCCCGAGGAGGUUUUCCAUCAGGCGGCAACGCCGGAGGCUUUGCAGCUCCAGGACAAAUCUCCACCGCAUGCUGGACUCCAGCAUCCAGCGGUCAGGUGCCCCCCAGAGCCUUCGCGGGUGGUGAAGACAACGGAGAGCCUGUCUACAUAGUCAGGGCGCAGUUUAACGGUGGUUUGAUUCCCGGCAAGCUGGUGAGCAGUCACGGGUGCUCCUAUGUCGCUUGGGGUGGGCAGGAGAACUCUGUCAACGAGUACGAGGUACUCUGUGACUUCCCUGGACAGUGGGUCGCUUGUUCUGGAGGAAAUAUACCACCAAAUGCCUUAACAGCUGGGCAAUCAGAAGACGGCGAGCCACUUUACGUAGGAAGGGUCGUUCACGAUGGUGCGCUGGUAGUGGGCAAAGUCCAACCAUCUCACGGCGUUUGCUACAUACCAUAUGGAGGUGAAGAAAAGUCCUUCCCCGAAUACGAAAUUCUAGUACAGUAGACGUAAAAUGGCAGCUUAUUAUUUUUAAUUUUCCCUUCCAUGGCCUUCAUUGUUGUUGAGAAUACGUAUAUACAGGAUGAUAUGUAGCCAAUGUUUAUGCACUUUUAGUAUUGGACAGAUUAUUGCAUACAAAAAUAAAUUGAAAAAACGCAUAAAAACGGAAGAUUCGGGCAAAACAAGACUAAAAACGAAAGCAUUUUAUGUAUGUCUCUCUUUAUAUAGUAUAGGAUAUGAAUUGCUGAUGUAUGUUAGAAACCUGAAUACUGUAUAUCGCUUCCAUUUUGCUUAGUAGAAGUGCCUUAUUCAAAAUGGUGAAUCACUGAUCAAAUUCUAUACAUGUUCACAAAAAAGCUUAAAAAGACGGAUUAUGUCACAUAGAAGAAGUCAUUUUGCGGAACAUGUUAGAAAUGCCCAAAGCGUAAUUUAUCGUAUUAACUCUUAUUUUAGAAAAACAUGUUCAUUGAAAUUACUUUUGAAUCUUCUCCAAAAAAGCUUGUGGUGUAUUAUGACAUAAUCGGUCUUAUUUUUUUCUUGGAAAUGUUAUUUUUUAUAUUUGUAUUUAUGCACCUAGUGCAAUUAAUUUUUGAUUUAUUAUUUAUGAAAACUAGUUUUACUAUUAUAAACAGAAAUUAUCCAUCUUUGAGUUAAUUUGCACUGUGAAAUGUUUAAUUUUUGUAUCUUGUAUACUUUUUGUAUUGUAAACGAUUGUUGAUGUAAUAAAAUUGUAUUUUAUAAAA
Messenger RNA from Acanthoscelides obtectus, 1883 nucleotides. The record is from the annotation of a GenBank genome assembly. Lineage: Eukaryota; Metazoa; Arthropoda; Insecta; Coleoptera; Chrysomelidae.